This is a messenger RNA of Phacochoerus africanus (Common warthog), 2604 nucleotides long. RefSeq names its product Indian hedgehog signaling molecule (gene IHH). The coding region runs from base 611 to 1846 and encodes 411 amino acids. Gene Ontology annotation, molecular function: patched binding; calcium ion binding. Gene Ontology annotation, biological process: cell fate specification; cell-cell signaling; intein-mediated protein splicing. Lineage: Eukaryota; Metazoa; Chordata; Mammalia; Artiodactyla; Suidae. The record is from RefSeq and is a predicted model, not a curated record. The transcript is spliced from 3 exons.
GAGAGGGACGAGGGCUGGCUAGUGCCGGGGCCGCCCGCCGGAGGGGGAGGAGGCUGUGCUGCCCUUGCCGCAGGUUUGCUGUCGAGCGCACAGGAGGCAGGGACAUGGGUAGGGUGCGGUCUGCGCGGGGCCCGAGCCCGGAUCUCUUCCAUUUCCCUUCUCACUCGGCCCCGGGCUGCGCCACAGACGGCAGCAGCUCCCGCUCCGCCCCAGCCGCCUGACCGCCGGGCCGGGGUGCUAACCGCGGGGCCCGCCAGCCCGCCGGUCCGGCCAGCCCAGCCCAGCCCGGCGGCCCGCAGCCCCGCCGCCCCCCGCCGCCGCCGCGUUGCCAAAACAAACGGGCCGGCCUAUUUAUUGGCGGCCGGCGAGCCGGGCAGCUCAGAGUCGAGGCGCCGAGGGGGACAGCGCGCCGCCACCAGCCAGGGCCCCGGGCCCCCGCCCUGCACCUGAGUCCCGCCGGCCCUGCGCCACGCCGCGCAGCUCAUGGCGCCCCCACCUGGAGCCCCCCGGAGCCACCCGGACGCCUGAGCCCUCGCAGCGCUCCCGUCGACUUGCCCACCCAUCAGCCCACCAGGCGUCCUCGCCCGUCGCUCUCCCGGGCUUCCCGGCCAUGUCUCCCGCCCGGCUCCGGCCCCGACUGCGGUUCUGCCUGCUGCUGCUGCUGCUGCUGCUGGUGCCGGCGGCUCGGGGCUGCGGGCCGGGCCGGGUGGUGGGCAGUCGCCGGCGGCCUCCGCGCAAGCUCGUGCCGCUCGCGUACAAGCAGUUCAGCCCCAAUGUGCCGGAGAAGACCCUGGGCGCCAGCGGGCGCUAUGAAGGCAAGAUCGCGCGCAGCUCGGAGCGCUUCAAGGAGCUCACCCCUAACUACAAUCCCGAUAUCAUCUUCAAGGACGAGGAGAACACCGGCGCCGACCGCCUCAUGACCCAGCGCUGCAAGGACCGCCUGAACUCGCUGGCCAUCUCGGUGAUGAACCAGUGGCCUGGGGUGAAGCUGCGGGUGACCGAGGGCUGGGACGAGGACGGUCACCACUCGGAGGAAUCGCUGCAUUAUGAAGGCCGCGCGGUGGACAUCACCACGUCGGAUCGCGACCGGAACAAGUACGGACUGCUGGCGCGCCUGGCGGUGGAGGCCGGCUUCGACUGGGUGUAUUACGAGUCCAAGGCCCACGUGCAUUGCUCCGUCAAGUCCGAGCACUCGGCCGCGGCUAAGACAGGUGGCUGCUUCCCUGCCGGAGCCCAGGUGCGCCUGGAGAGUGGGGCACGUGUGGCCUUGUCAGCCGUGAGGCCAGGAGACCGAGUGCUGGCUAUGGGGGAGGACGGGAACCCCACCUUCAGCGACGUGCUCAUUUUCCUCGAUCGUGAGCCAGACAGGCUGAGGGCCUUUCAGGUCAUCGAGACCCAAGACCCCCCGCGCCGCCUGGCCCUCACCCCUGCCCACCUGCUCUUCACAGCCAACAAUCACACAGAACCAGCUGCCCGCUUCCGGGCCACGUUUGCCAGCCAGGUGCAGCCUGGCCAGUAUGUGCUGGUGGCUGGAGUGCCAGGCCUGCAGCCGGCCCGAGUGGCAGCGGUUUCCACACACGUGGCCCUUGGGGCAUACGCUCCCUUAACGAGGCAUGGGACGCUGGUGGUGGAGGAUGUGGUGGCCUCCUGCUUUGCGGCCGUGGCUGACCAUCAUCUGGCUCAGUUGGCCUUCUGGCCCCUGCGACUGUUUCACAGCUUGGCGUGGGGCAGCUGGACCCCUGGGGAGGGUGUGCACUGGUACCCCCAGCUGCUCUACCGCCUGGGGCGACUCUUGCUGGAAGAGGGCAGCUUCCACUCACUGGGCAUGGCCGGGGCAGGGAGCUGAAAGGACCCCUCCACUGCCCUCUCAGAACUGCCCAGAGGCCUCCCCACCAGGAGCAUGCUGGCCCUGGAAAGGACCUGAGCAGGGACACUGGGUCCUAUCAUCUCCACCACAGAGAUACAUCAUUGAGACUUGACUGGGCAAUGCCAGCAUUCCCCACCCCCACUCUGGGGUAGUGACACAGCUGCGAGCUGAACUGGCAGUGGGGCAGGAGUGGUCUCUCCUACCCUAGAGACCAGAGGGUCCCCGCCCAGCUUGCUCUCACUACAGUUUUUCAGACCUCCCUCCCCCAAUGGGGAGGGCCCAUCCAUCCAUCGUAGGCCCCUCUUAGAUGGGCUUGCACCUCAGUUGAUGCUGCUAGAUUCCCUGGGAGCCAGCAGGGAGCUGGCUGGACUCAAUGCUGCCCAGAACUGAGAAGGCUGCAGAGUGGGGCAGCCAGCCUGGCCAUCCUGAGGCAUGACAUUCCUCUCUGGCCACACUCCUCGGGACACAUCCAGAGACUGUCGCUGUCAGUGUACAGAGUUCUGUGUUCCAGCCAAUGUGAUCAGAGUGCCCAGGACUUGGGGAGUGGCCUGGAUGCCCUUCCCACCCCUGCCCAGGCUAUACGCUCCCUAUUCUGCUGAACCAUGACCCCAACCCUCUCCUCCGGUCAGUCUCCCCCACCUUAUUUAUUGACACCGAGGGGGGAAACCCACGGGAAAAUUUUGGGGAUGUUUUGGUCUUUUCUUCCUUUUGUAAUAAAAAUUAUUUAAGUUGUUAGA